This is a messenger RNA of Phyllotreta striolata, 3835 nucleotides long. Lineage: Eukaryota; Metazoa; Arthropoda; Insecta; Coleoptera; Chrysomelidae. The record is from the annotation of a GenBank genome assembly.
UGGGCCGCCAUUUUGAUAAGGCGCUUUGUGUUGCAUUUGAGUGAUAAAGUGAAAUUGUUGUAAUGAUUAAUGUACUUGAUAAUACUUAAUCGCUUCUAAUAUUUUCUACUUAAUAAGGUAUAAAUGGAUAAGCAACAUGUGGUUACGUAGUGAGAAACGAAGCAGGGCAAUCAAUAAAUUUUCCUUGCCCUUAAGCAAACCCAAAAAAGCGGUGAGAAAAACCGGUUGGGUGCCCAAAUCCCGAACAGUAUCGUUGUACAAAAGCUGCUUAAAAUCCACUAAGAAGAAACCCUCGAAAGGAACCGAUGUCCCAAAAUCCGAUGUAUCAGAGGAGUGCAAGGAGAAUUACCAGUCCCAAGUGGUCCCGGAAUUGGGCGAAGAAGAAGAAAGAAAAUCGGACGCCCUGAGUAUCCCGCCUCCCAGCAUCGAGCUCGCGCCGCCCCCAAGGUGCUACGAGUACUACAACAGUUCGAGCUCCGCCACAAGUUCUUAUGAAUCCCAAUCUGAUCACAUCAUCAACCCCGACCUUCCUAAGGAAAUCGAAUAUUCAACCAUCGAACUGAACACCAUUGAAAACAUGAACUACGUCGAUAAAAUCCAGUUCCACGUCGCCGACAAGAAAGAAUGCGAGUACCAAAGGGACUACAGGAUGUUAGCGGAGAAGAUCUGCGAGAGCAUGUACUACGAAUAUCCUUCCAUGAAGACCGACUAUCCCGAUUUGCAAAUGGACAUCAACGAUUUGAGUAACGUUAAUACCCAAGAAUUCACCAACAUGCUGGACGAGGAGAUCACGAAAGAAGGCGGCCUGCAGAACGUCUACGAUUACGCUACUUUGUAUUCCCCGAACAUGCCCGAUAAUCACAUGAUUGCCAGCGUGCAAUCGCCCGAAGUCGAGAGGCUGGAUAGGCAACCUGAACACAUCGAAGUCGAGGAUACUUGGGAUGCUUUCGAUCCUUACCUGUUCAUCAAGCAUUUACCUCCGCUGACGUGCGAGAUGCGAUCGAGUUGUCCGGCUCUGCCUUUGAAGACUCGGUCGAGCCCUGACUUUAGUCUGGUGUUGGAUUUAGACGAGACGUUGGUCCAUUGCAGCUUGCAAGAAUUAAAAGACGCCAGUUUUCACUUUCCCGUUCUGUUCCAAGAUUGUUCAUACACGGUUUACGUGAGAACCAGGCCGUAUUUUAAGGAAUUCAUGGAGAAAGUGUCUCAAAUGUUCGAGGUUAUACUGUUCACGGCAUCUAAGAGGGUCUACGCCGAUAAACUCCUUAAUUUGCUGGAUCCGGACAGGAAGUGGAUCAAGUACCGGCUGUUCCGGGAACAUUGCGUUUGCGUUAAUGGAAACUAUAUCAAAGAUCUUUCCAUUCUUGGGCGGGACCUUUCUAAAACGAUUAUUAUUGAUAAUUCGCCGCAGGCUUUCGGCUAUCAUUUGAAUAAUGGUAUCCCUAUUGAAAGUUGGUUCGAAGACAGAAGCGAUUCAGAACUCAUCAAAUUGUUACCAUUUUUAGAGAGUCUGAUAGCAGUGAAGGAAGACGUCCGGCCGCACAUCAGAAACAAAUUCAAACUGUUUAGCUAUCUACCUCCAGACUAAACAAGUAAUAAAAGCAUAGACAAUCCUGUUUGAAAAGAAAAACGAUAUAUUAUAAUCUGUACUUUUCGUUCGUUUUAAAGUACUGACUAACUUGAGUUUGCUAUGUGCCUUGUCAGAUGAACACGAAAUUAAAUCUGGGAAAAUCGGAAACGAUGAAAGGCCUGUAUCAAUUCGUUGGAUCAAAUUCUGUGUUUGCUGGAUUGUUUUUGGAAUAGUAGGCAAAAAAACGUGAAAAUAUCUGAGGAUAUUUGUAAAUUCAGUGAUAGAAAAAGAAGUUGGAAACUCUGCAAGAUAUUCUCUUAUAUGAUGAAUAUAUUACUUGGAGACUCACUUAAUUUACAGAUACGAACUCGAAUAGUACAUAUGAUGCAAAUUACUUAUAAAUUCAUAUUCUUUAAAAUCCACACUCAAUAAUUUAAUUUAAAUUUACGAUAUUUAAAAGUUGUGCAAUAAUGGGAAAUUAAUGUGAUUGAAUUGGUUUUAGAUUAAAGAAAAGUCGCUGUACAGCGUUGGUCAGUAUUUUACAAUUUGUUUAAAUAAAAUUAAAAAAAAUCAGUAUAGUAUUGUAUAGUGAGACGUUUCGAUAAAAAUCGGCAUCAUCAUUUAGUUGAAUGGUGAUGCCAAUUUGCUAAACGUUUACCAAAACUGUAUAUAUAGGGGAGGAAAACAAUAGGAUAUAGGAUUUUCUUGCCAUUCGAGAGAUAAAUCCCGAAAUAUAGAUUAGUUACAAUACUAUGCACAAAAAUUUUAUUUGUUGUUCUGUUAUUUUAGGAUUAGACAUAAGUAUUAUAUCUCCAUGUUGUAAUAUUUUAUAUUUUAUUACAUAAAUCUCGUAUUCAACUAUACUUAUUCAAAUUGCUGUUACUCUUUUUGUUUAAAGUUAUGUUUGUUAUUUUAAUUUUUGUAAAAAAUUUGAAGAGAAGCGUAUAAACCUCAAAGAAAGGUUGACGAAAAUUUAAUGAAAAAGUUUUGAGGGCAGUUGUUAGAUUAUGAAGCAUUUCAGAAUAUUAUUUUAAUUUUAAACAUUAUUUAUUUACAAGAAUUUUUAUUAUUUUAAUCAAAACAAAUUGUUCACGUUACAAGUUAAUUUUAGAAAAUGCUAAUUUAUUUUAUUCGUAAAAACCCCUCAUGAUUGCGUUCAAUAAUUUUAUUUCUCAGUGUCGAGAUCAGAAAGAUGAAAAGGAUUUACACUAAAGAAUACAAUAUUUGUAAAAUAUUCGUAAAGCUGUGAAUUGAUUUCGCUUUUAAAAUUUUUGUAGAACCUUUAAUUUUAUUAAUUAUUUUAUUAUGCAUAGAAAGUAUAUUUUUUUUAUAAAAAUAUUUUUGUUGUAGUUUUAAAGUUGUAUUUUUAGCCAGAAAGCAGCCGAUUUAAACUAAAUUAACUAAGGCGACAAACAAGGAAGAUUAACUUAAUUAACAUUUGCAGUUUACUUAUCUUGAAAAUAAUUCAAUAUAUUUUUAUACAUUAGAAAAAUUUAUUUAUUUUAUAUUUACAGUAAAAAGUAGGGGUAAUUUUUAAUGUUAAUUUGUUAUUAAUAUGCAAUUUUGUUUCUGCUGUUACUUUAUUAGUUUUGUAGAAUUUACCAAAAUAAAGUUUACUACAGAACCGAAAUUAUUAAUAUAAUAAUACCUUAGCUUCUACUUCUAGGAGACCUGGGCCUUCUUCUUCGUCUUCUAUCCCGCUCCCUUUCAUCUUUAGCCGCCAGUCUUCUUUGCCUAUCUCGUCUCUCCUCUUCUUCCCUCAAUUCCAAACUAAUCGGUUUUCUAAAAGGCCUGUCUCGCCCACCAAACCUCAAUUGCCCAGAUUCUUUUUGGCCCCCAAAACCUCCUCCCAGCCUUCGAGGUUUCCAUCCUUUUAACAACCGUUCACACUCGAAAUCCACAAAAAUAAUGCUACCCUCAACAUUCAUCUUAUUAGCCUCCCUGUAGGCUUCUUCAGCCGAACUUUCUUCUUCGUACUCGAUAAAAGCGUACCCUUUAGGCAUACCUGUUACGAUGUCUUUGACUAAUCGAAAUCGCUUCAGUUUACCAUAUUUCGAGAAUAUUUCUUUUAUGGUCUCUUUGGUUACGUUGUGAUUGAGUCUGCUAACGAAAAGAGUGCAGCUGGGUUUGCCUUUGACGUGCCUAUUGGGCACAUACGUUGAAUUCACUGCCCUCUCGAUAGCCCUGUCAUGGGGCUCCACGUCAGUGCCAUCGAUCGAGCCUAUUUUGAUCGGAUCGUAGAACUUUGCGUACUUUGACCAAUCUGAA